UCUAAAAAUCCAUAAUUCUAUACUAAGAUUGAGGCUACUUAACUUUGCGCAUGUUUUGUGAGAGAAAACCUUUUUUAAAAAGUCUUAAUACGAAAAUGCUUAGAUAACUAGCUCAUUGAUUGAUUUUAAUGGUUUGCAUGGUACUUCGAAUCAGCACGAUUGAUAUAUAAAAACAAGACCAAAAAAAGACUAAAGUCAAAGAUCAAGUUGGAAGAAUCACAAUUUAACAAAUGGAAAAAGGUGUGGCUUUAAAAAACUUCCAAGACGGAUCAGUAUUAUUCGAUACACUGCAUAUGAAAGCAGAGGUGGCUGGUUGCAAUGAAAAACGAUGUGUUGGAUCUAUAGUCAUUCCUGAUGAAGAAAAACAUAUUAAAAUUGAGCCAUCACAAGUCAAAAAUGAAGCAUUGAAGUUUCUUGAAGAAUAUUUUCAGACACAACAAUGUUUAAAUACUCUACAGCACAAAGAAAGGAUCAAAGAGGUUCUAACAGAAAUUGACAAUUGUAAUUCUUAUGAGUUAACAGAAAAAGAAUUGAUAUUUGGAGCUCGUCUUGCUUGGAGAAAUGCAUCACGUUGUAUUGGGAGAAUUCAUUGGAAAAAUUUACAUGUGUUUGAUUGUCGCCAUGUAACUACAGCACAACAAAUGUUUGAGUGUUGUUUACAACAUCUUCGCUUUGCAACAAAUAAGGGGAACAUUAGGUCUACAAUAUCAAUUUUUCCACAUCAAAGAAAUAACCAUGGAGAUUUUCGCAUAUGGAAUCCACAACUAGUAAGAUAUGCAGGGUACAAGCAAGAUGAUGGAGUUAUUGGAGAUCCAUCAAGUAUAGAAAUUACUGAAGUUGCGCUGAGCCUGGGUUGGGUUAGUAAAAGAACAAUGUUUGAUAUACUGCCUUUGAUCAUUCAAGCAGGUAGUACAGAACCUCAGUUGUUUGAAAUCCCCAAAGAAUAUAUUCUUGAAGUGAACAUUCAACAUCCAGUAUAUCCCCAAUUAGACCGAUUGGGUUUACGAUGGUAUGCUGUACCAGUUAUAAGUAAUAUGGCUUUAAGCUGUGGUGGGUUGACGUUUACAGCCAUUCCUUUUAAUGGGUGGUAUAUGAGUACAGAAAUCAGUGUCAGAAAUUUCUGUGAUGAAAGUCGAUAUAAUUUGUUGAAGCCUACAGCGGAAUUAUUGGGAUACAAUACAUCUACCCACAUGUCCUUAUGGAAAGAUCGAGCAGUCUUAGAACUAACAGCUGCUGUCUUACAUAGUUAUCAAGCAGCAGGUGUGACCAUGGUAGAUCAUCACAGUUUGGCUGAAUCUUUCAUAAAACAUCUUCAUAAAGAAAAUAAAUUGCGUGGUGGUUGCCCAUCUGACUGGGUGUGGAUAGUUCCACCACUUUCUGGAUCAAUAUGCCCUGUAUUCCACCAGGAAAUGCUCAAUUAUAAAUUAAAACCAGCUUACGAGUAUCAGGCUGAUGCAUGGAUGAGUCAAUUAAGUACAAAUAAUCACAAAUUCAAAAAAAAUUCAAAUUUGGUUAAAUUGGCCACAAAUAUGACAAGUCAUUUAGUAACCAAAUGUCAAAAAAUCACAAUUUUAUAUGCAAGUGAAACAGGCAGAGCAGAGUCUUUUGCUUAUAACUUACAAGAACUUUUACAAAAUGCCUUUAAUUCAAAAGUAGUUUGCAUGGAUCAAUACGAUUUUGAAGAUUUUAAAAAUGAAAAUUGCAUAUUUGUUGUUGCAAGUACAACCGGAAAUGGCGAAGGUCCUGAAAAUGGCCAGGCUUUUGGUAAAAAAUUGUAUGAAAUGGCUUAUCCAUCUGAAAAUAUGAAAACUAUUUGUGGAACAAACACUUCACAACACCAACACACUUCACAAUUUUCUUUAUUUGAUGAAAGUUUUCACAUUCUUUUUUCUGUGUUUGGUCUUGGUUCAAAAGCUUAUCCAAAUUUUUGUGCAUUUGCUAAGUCUAUCAAUAAUCUACUCAAAACUCUUGGUGGUAAAGAGAUAUACCCGAUUGGAGAAGGAGAUGAACUUUGUGGUCAAGAAGAUGCAUUUAAAACAUGGUCACAGGGUUGUUUUAAGGCAGCAUGUGAAAAAUUUUCAGUGAAGAUUGAAAAUCAAUCAACACACAGUUUUCAAUUGCGUAGUGAAGACUAUCACGUUAUAUUUCCUGAAAUAUUUAUCAUGAAAUCUCUCCAUGAAGAGCUUAAACUUUUUCAUCAAAAAGCCAUUGAAGCAUGUCGAAUAGUUUCUGUCAGCAACUUGCAAACUGAAGAAUCUAAUCGUGUUACAAAUUUGGUGCGUAUUGGUAAUUUAUCUACAAAAAAGUUGUUAUACAGGCCAGGUGAUCACUUAGGAGUAUAUGCAUGUAACAACAUGGAAAUGGUUGAUAGAUUAAUUAGUCGUGUGACAAACAAUAAACUUACUUCGUUGACUGUUGUAGACAUAGUUUUGGAUAAAGAAAUUUUAUAUGAUGAAGAAGUCAAAAAUCUUUUUCAAAAAAGGUUGCCUUUUCCCAACACCCUAGGAAGGAUUUUUGGAUGGUAUCUUGAUAUAACAACUCCACCCACUAUGAAAUUACUUGGGAUUUUUGCAAGUAAAUGUAAAAAUUUAAAAGAAAAAAAGAUGCUAAUGAAACUUGCUAUGGUUAGUAGCGAAUAUGAAAAUUGGAAGCAAUCUUCAUAUCGCACCAUUGUAGAUGUUCUUGAAGAGUUUUCAUCAGUUGAAAUCGAUUUUAUACUAUUAGCAACAGAGUUACCAAUUCUAAAGCCUAGGUAUUACUCUGUAUCUUCAUCACCAGACCUUUAUCCUAAUGAAAUUCAUAUAACAGUAGCACUGGUGACUUAUUCUAUCAAUAAUGUUGUUCACAAUGGUGUGUGUUCUUCAUGGCUGCAUUCAAGAAAAUAUGAAGAUGAAAUAUACUGUUUUGUCAGGAAGGCUCCUGCUUUUAAUUUUCCAUUAUCCUCAUCUGCUCCCAUAAUAAUGGUGGGAACUGGAACAGGUAUUGCACCGUUUCGAUCUUUCUGGCAACAAAGAUUGUUUGAUCUAUUGCAUCAGAGUGAGGUAGAAUUUGGAGAAAUGUUUUUGUUCUUUGGGUGUCGAAACAAAUUUGAUAAUAUUUAUGGCAGAGAAAUAGAGAAUGCAAAAUGUCAAGGAGCUUUAACCAAAGUGUUUGUAGGAUGUUCCAGGCUACCUGGAAACCCCAAGACUUACGUACAAGACUUGAUAAAAACCAAUUCAGAGGUGGUCCUUAAAUAUUUUUUUAAAAAACAAGGUCACAUAUAUGUUUGCGGUAAUGUUGCUAUGGCAUCUGAUGUUCAAAAAACCAUAAUAAAUAUCAUGAUGGACAAUUUAAAAUAUACUGAGCAAGAUUGUAAAGAUUUGAUUCAUAAUUUGAAGAAGAACGGACGUUAUCAUGAGGAUAUAUUUGGUGCCACAAUAACUAAAAAUCACUUGUUGCCUGUUAGAUCAAACCACGUCACUAAACAGCCAUUAAAAUCACCUUAUGUUAAAUCAAAUAACAAAAUAAUUCCAAAUGGUAAAAAUAAUGCGAGUACAACGAAAUAUUUUAUAAAAUGUUUAGAAGAUCGAAUAAAAAAUGAAGCGAAACUUGAAAUUAAGUGUAAAAAAAUUGUGAAUGUGAAGUUUUAAACUUCUGUCUUGAAACUAACUUAACUUGUAAAUACUUAACUUUUGUAUUAUAAAUUUUUAAA
Messenger RNA from Hydra vulgaris (swiftwater hydra), 3691 nucleotides. RefSeq names its product nitric oxide synthase 1. Gene Ontology annotation, molecular function: calmodulin binding; heme binding; flavin adenine dinucleotide binding. Gene Ontology annotation, biological process: nitric oxide biosynthetic process. The record is from RefSeq and is a predicted model, not a curated record. Lineage: Eukaryota; Metazoa; Cnidaria; Hydrozoa; Anthoathecata; Hydridae.